Plasmodium inui San Antonio 1 is the source of this 789-nucleotide messenger RNA. RefSeq lists its product as hypothetical. Bases 1 to 789 code for a protein of 262 amino acids. Gene Ontology annotation, biological process: iron-sulfur cluster assembly. Gene Ontology annotation, molecular function: iron-sulfur cluster binding; iron ion binding. The transcript is spliced from 2 exons. The record is from RefSeq and is a predicted model, not a curated record. Gene Ontology annotation, cellular component: mitochondrion. Lineage: Eukaryota; Apicomplexa; Aconoidasida; Haemosporida; Plasmodiidae.
AUGAGGCGCAACACCUUGUCAAGCAGCUUCAUCCUUUUGCUGUCCCUUUUUUUGUGUGCAAAGAAUGCAGGGAGCUUGAAAUACCCCCAAGCCGCUCUCCUAUUUGUGCACAACAACUCUAACCUUUUCCAAAAUGACCCCCUCAGCGUGUUGCGAAACAAGACGAAUAUACAGAAUAAGAAGAAAAUUCCGCGCCUUAAAAUACAGUCAUCCGAGGAGCAGCAUACGGAUGGGGGGCUGCACUACGAUUUAACCCCUGAAAACGUGGAAAAGGUUUUAAAUUUAAUUCGACCCAAAUUGCGAAUAGAUAACGGCGAUGUCGAAUUGGUAGACAUCAAAAACAACGAUCUCUAUAUUAAGUUGUUGGGGAACUGCGUCACCUGCAGCUCGAACAGCGUCACAGUGUCGCAAGUUAUCAAGAAGACACUAAAAAUGUACAUACGGAAUGAGAAAGGUGAAGAGCCAAACGUGAUCAUCACAAAUUUUGACGAAAUAAAUGAGGAAAAUAUAUACGGCUGCUUGAGUGAUCUGAAGCCCUACUUUGAUUUUCUGAAGCUGAAGGUAGUAAUCAAGGACCUCAUGAAGAACAAGGAAAAUAUCAACAACUCCGUCUCGUUGGUUUUUAAGAAGGUUGAUCCGGGGGGAGAAGACGGAGAAGCAGGUGGAGAAGUCGGCCGAGAUGCAGACCCCUACGCGGAGCCAGUCAAAAUACCCUUCACCGUGAAGAGCGAAAUAACGGAACGGCUGAAGCAGAAGUUUCCCACGCUCGUGGUCAACUUUGAGAAUUAA